Molecule: messenger RNA, 9329 nt
Organism: Cheilinus undulatus (humphead wrasse)
Lineage: Eukaryota; Metazoa; Chordata; Actinopteri; Labriformes; Labridae
Gene: snrka
Product: SNF related kinase a
Exons: 8
Coding region: 326-2881 (851 amino acids)
Biological process (GO): protein phosphorylation; microtubule cytoskeleton organization; intracellular signal transduction
Cellular component (GO): cytoplasm
Molecular function (GO): tau-protein kinase activity; ATP binding; protein serine/threonine kinase activity
Source: RefSeq, a predicted model, not a curated record
GUCGCCAACGAUGCAAUGCCUCGUUUUACUGAUGAACUCUGCUCAUAGGCACCCUGUAAGUGCCGCGGUCACUUCAGGCGGUACCGGUAUCGUUUACUCAGACAGAUGCAAAAUCUUUGGUAAAGAUCACACGAAGGACCCAAGGAAUCGGUAAAGACGGGACUCGAGGGCUUUAUGUUUACCGAGGAGAAGCUGGAGAGGAAGCUGGAGCCAUGGGUUUCUCCCUCAGCCUUCGAUGAAUUAAGCUAAGCUGGACCCUCACGACUCAGCCAACCCACCCCUGCCUGCAGGGGGGGCCCCCCUGUCCCCAUCGCCUUCUCCAGCAAUGGCAGGCUUCAAGCGGGGCUAUGAUGGCAAGAUUGCCGGCCUGUAUGAUCUGGACAAGACGCUGGGCCGUGGCCACUUUGCUGUCGUCAAGCUGGCACGCCACGUCUUCACUGGGGAGAAAGUGGCAGUAAAAGUGAUUGACAAGACUAAACUGGACACUGUGGCCACAGGCCACCUAUUCCAGGAAGUCCGCUGCAUGAAGCUGGUCCAGCACCCCAACAUAGUGCGCUUGUAUGAAGUCAUAGACACUCAGACAAAGCUCUACCUCAUCUUGGAGCUUGGCGAUGGGGGGGACAUGUUUGACUACAUCAUGAAACAUGAGGAGGGUCUGAAUGAAGAGCUGGCGAAGAAAUAUUUUGCCCAGAUUGUCCAUGCUAUAUCCUACUGCCAUCGGCUGCAUGUGGUGCACAGGGACCUUAAGCCGGAGAAUGUGGUUUUCUUUGAGAAACAAGGACUGGUCAAGCUCACCGACUUUGGCUUCAGUAACAAGUUUCAGCCUGGGAAAAAGCUGACGACCAGUUGUGGAUCUCUGGCAUACUCGGCACCGGAAAUACUGCUGGGUGAUGAGUAUGAUGCUCCAGCCGUAGAUAUUUGGAGCCUUGGUGUGAUCCUGUUCAUGUUGGUAUGCGGCCAGCCACCCUUCCAGGAGGCAAAUGACAGUGAGACCCUCACCAUGAUUAUGGACUGUAAAUACACUGUACCAUCCCACGUCUCCAGUGCCUGCAAAGAUCUUAUAGAUCGAAUGCUUCAGAGAGAUCCUAAGCGACGGGCCUCUCUAGAGGAGAUUGAGACCCACGCCUGGCUGCAGGGGGUUGACCCGUCUCCAGCCACCAAGUACAACACUCCCCUGGUUUCCCACAAGAAUCUGUCAGAGGAGGAACACAACAGCAUCAUCCAGCGCAUGGUACUAGGAGACAUCGCUGACCGAGAGGCCAUAGUCGAAGCUCUGGAGACCAACAAAUACAACCACAUUACAGCCACUUACUACCUUCUAGCUGAGAGGAUCCUGAGGGAGAAGCAGGAGAAGGAGGUCCAGACACGCUCGUCCAGCCCCAGCAACAUUAAGGCACACUUCAGGCAGUCAUGGCCAACCAGAGUGGACAUGCACCAGGACAUAGAAGACAGUCUGGCAGCCUCCUCUAUCUCCCACGCUGGAGGCCCUCAGUCUCCAGCCCGCAGUGCUGAGAACCUGCUCAACGGACAUCGCUCCAAAGGCAUGAUGGAGCUGGGCCGACGAGAGGAAACAACAGUGACAGACUCUCCAACACCGCCCCCGCAGGGAGCAUGUGCUGCUGCUGCCUCAGGUCUUCCUCCUGGGUCCAGUUCAGGGUCUAUCAGGGCCCCUCCACCGCCCACCUCAGCAACAGCCAAGCAGAGAACCUGCCUGUUCAGGGUGGAGGAGGAUGAGGAGGAGGAGGACGAGCAGGACCCAUCGCCCCUCCCCACACAGGUAAUUCUUCGCCGUAAGCCUCCAUCCAUCACCAACCGCCUCACCUCCAGGAAGAGCGCUCCUGUACUCAACCAGAUCUUUGAGGAGGAGGGGGAGUCAGACGACGAGUUCGACAUGGACGAGGGCCUGCCGCCUAAACUCUCCCGUCUCAAGAUGAACAUGGCUGGGAACGCCGGAAACCUCAGCUCUGGGGCUGGCUCCUCCUCGUCCCCCGGGUCCACGCAGAAACGGUACCACCGCCGUAAGAGCCAGGGGAGGGGGUCGUCAUGUUCCAGCUCAGAGACUAGCGAUGAUGACUCAGAGAGCCACCGCAGGCGUCUGGAUAAAGACUCGGGCUUCGGUUACGGCUGGAACAGAAGGGACAGCAGCGAGGGACCCCCAGGGAGCUCAGGAGGAGGCAGCAGCUCUGGUCAGAGUAAACCUCCUGGAGAGGGGGGCGGAGCCUCUGGUCCAGACAGGGGGAGUCCUCCUGGAGGGGGUGAGAACGGAGGGGGUGGCGGUGGAGGUGGAGGAGGGAGUGGAGGAGGAGGCGGGGGCAAUAAAGGACAGGACAGCCCCUCUUCAUGUUGUAAUAACAGCAGCACGACUAACCCUGCCCUCAACUCUACGACCCGCUCGUCCCGCACCGCCAGCCGCAGCAGCGAGCUGGUGGAGAGUCUGAAACUCAUGAGUCUGUGCCUCAGCUCCCAGCUGCAGCAGCACCGCGGGGGGCGGGGUGGGCGAGGAGGAGGAGGAGGUGCAGGAGGGGGGAAGUUCAUCAUUGACCCGAACAGUCUGUCAGGAGGGAGCGUGAAGAUCCAGGAGAAAUCCGCCUGGAGGAUGUGCAUUGGCUCCACCGGGAGCCUGGACACCAUCACCCUCCCCACCACCGCUCUGCCUCGGACCCACUCCACCCCACACCACCACCGCAAAACAGCAGGGUACGGCCCCCCCGGCCCGCCGGGCACCAGGGACGCUCACAGUAACCUGAGUGCUCUGAAAAACGGCGUGCUUCAACUACCUCUGUGUGAGAAGACCAUCUCGGUCAACAUUCAGCGGGGUGGGGGCUCCAGAGACGGCCUGCUCUGUACCUCAGCACCCGCCAGCUGCUGCCAGGUCAUCUGAAGCCCCUUCCCCACCAGCUGAACACCAACCUCCAACCUCCAUGUCCUCCCCUGAAUCUCUCCUCACGCUCCCAUCAUCAGUCUGAACACUCCGCCUCUUCUUCUUGUGUUUAUCUACAGCAGGUGUCUGACCUGGUGUCACGUCUCCAUCAGCACUCCUGCCUCCAGCUGCUGCCUCAGCUCUCAGCUCUGCACGGCGCCACGUCGCCUCACUGUCACUCUCUUUUAGCUAUUUUUGUACUUUUCUUACUUUUUCCACUCAGCAUUGUUCCUUCUUUUGUCGCCAGCUGCUUUUUGAGUAAUGAAUGUAAUAUUUUUACAGUAAUGAAAACUAUCUUCAAGUUGAUUUUAAACUAAACUUACUUAACAGGGGAUGGAAAACAACAGUAGGAUGUACGCUUAUUUCAACAGUCCACUCCUAAUGGCGUGAAAAAUAUCAAAAUAUAUCUAAGAAACAUGUUUAAACAGAAAGAAGGACAUUUGUAAAGCUCUGUCUAGUCCUGGUAAUUAUAUUAAACAUACUGUGUUUAAAAUACUAUUUCUUUAGUAGUUUGCAAGUAUUUUAAAAAUUAUGAAGAAUCUUUGUCAUGGCCAAAUUUAUCCUAAUACCUUACCAUUUAAAUAUAAAUUCUUUCUUUUUACUCUGAAAUGUCCGAUUAGGAUUUUUUUUAUUGUCCAGUAAAUUUUAUUGGAACAGCAUUAAAUUGACUAUGUUCCCCACACAAAAUAAUAACAAGAAAAGCUAAUGAAAUGAUCAAAAACAUGUGAAACAAUGUGAACAGUUCCAACAAGUUGAAAGAAACAAAAAAUUUUUAGCCAAUCAGAGUCUUUCGACAGUUUAGUCAGACUAAAACUGCCUCAGUCUGAUUAGACUUGAUUGGCUUAUCUGCUCAGAAUAGGUGUAAUGGACUCUGAUUCAGAGGCAUAAAUGUCUAGCAUAUCAUAAGAUGUAUUGACAUCAUCCUAAGGAUAUCAUUAUAAGCUAGAGAGAUAGCAUGCAUCAUAUUUUAUACUAAAGGUAAAGCACUGAGUGAAAAAAAACAACUUUAACAAGCUUUAAAGUUUGUCCAUAUAGUACAUGUUGGACAUACAGCCUGUGUGCUGCUUGUUAGCUCGUUAGCAUGGUCAGAAGAAGGUUAUUAGCUAAAAUAGGGCUCAUAUCAUCCCCUACCAUAGAGGAGAGGUGCCUGUGAACUGGGACAAGGACUGUAGUCCACUUAAAUAUCCUGACUGAGCUAGAGCUGUAGCUCAGUUUAGUUCUGACUGUUUGAAAGCUGUUCAUUCUAACUUUAAUACUUAAUUAUGUUUUAUUUUUUGCCAUAAUUCCAAGUCUUGACUUUUUACACAUAGGGCCAGUUCCAUUUUUACCCCUUUGCUUUCUCCUUGCCCCUUAAAGCAGAGUGGUAAGGGGAAGCGCUGAAAACCUUCCCUUUAGAAAUGGGACGCCACUUCACUGCUGCAUCAUCAGAGGUGAUAAAGCUUCAACGAUCAUGUUCAUACUUUGGAUCUCAGUGUUGAUCUUCAACACAGUUAAUAGCCCUCGUUUACACGCGUACGCACCGAAAAUACAAUCAACUCCCAUCCCUAGUAGUCAAAGAUUGAAUAAAUGAGAAAGACUUGACUGUUUUUUCAAUAAUCAUUUAUAAAUGCUGAAAAUAUUUACAUUUGCACGCCUCCUUCCUCCGUUGUGCCAUUUUGCAAGUGAAUGCAGUGCAUUGUUGGAAAUUCAUCGUACCCCUUGGUUUCAAGUGUGGUCCAAAAAAUCUUUGUUUCAAGGGUUAGCCCUAGCCCUUGAUUCAAAAGCAAACUGGGACUCCUCUGCAACUGGCAUGAAUGUGUAACCAAAGGGAAGGGCGAAGAGGUUGAGAUGGGAUUGGCCCAUAGAGCAUGUGUAGAUAAUACGCUAUGAAGAUGCCACGUACUCUGAGUUUUAACUUUCCUCAAGCAUGACUUCAUCUUUAAAAAAACUAAACUCAAGUUUAAAAUGAUUGUCUCGAAACAUUCUGACUUAUUCACGUUUCUCUUUUAAAGAUUAACUUUCUUUUAAAAGUAACGCAAAGAGCAUAUGUCAAUCUAAAAUCCUUUAAGGCUUUUUUAUUGUUUAGAUAUCAAAGUAAGAUGUUUUUGCUCUUAAACUGACAACUUCUCGCUCUAAUAUGUCCUUACACUGUAUGGUGCCUGUCAGUAGCUGGUUGCAACCUUGGAUCUCUACCAGAGUGAUGUGAACAGUGAGAGUGCUGAGCUGAAGCAGGCAGCAGACUGGAGGAGGAAAGAGAAACAGACACCUUACACUCCCACCACCCCUGACCUCUGACCUCUAUCAGAUGGAUCCUAGCCUGGAUUAAACAUGGAUGUCUUUGACCACUUCUGACAAGCUUUUCAUUUGGACUCCAGUCUGAACUCCACGUUGCACUCAGACAAUCUCUGUUAUGUUGUUUUGAUGUUUUUUAAAUUAUCUUUGAGUAACUUUUUUUAUUCACAACUGCAACAUUUACUCUCUUUAUCUGUCAAAACCCUUUAAAUUUGAAAGUGUCUCUUUUUUUGAGGCAGCCCAGUUUUGGCAUUAAAGAUGGGACAGAUUUUAAAGUUUUAUCAAAGUGUGUGCGUGCACUCCUCUGGGGCAGCAAACGUGAUAAUAUUUCUACUGUAGCAACGUAGUGCUAACCACCACCAGGUUUGAGUAUGUUACUGCUGACCAUAUAUUUAAAAUCUUAUUUUUAUAUUCAUAUUUUUAUGUGUUGCUGAUAGAGAACAUUACUGGUGUGUCUGAAAAAACAAACUAUCGUGGAAAAGUUCAUCUUUUUUUUCUGUAAUUUCACUCAAAAAGUUAAACUUUUAAGUAUAUUCUAAAUUAAUUACACAUGACGUGAAGUAUCUCAUGCUCUUUUUUGUUUUAAUCUUGAUGAUUAUACCUUGCCACUCUCACAAAGAAAUCACACCUGUUCACUCCAAAUUCACAAGGCUUCUAUGAAGAGGGGCCAUCAGUAUUAACAAGUCCCAUCCGUACACACUGAAACCCCGCUGAUGCGUUUAGAGUUGAGUGUCUUACCCAUCGAUAAGUGACUGUAGAGGCUGGAGAGCGGCAUCCCCAACAUUUGUGGUUAAGAUGACUUUACCUACUGAGGUCUACUGCUCAAAAUGUUACAUCUGCAUGAAUUACUGCAUAGCUGUAAGGAAAAUAGAGGCGAUCAGUCUGUGGCACUGCUGAGGCGUUCUGAAGCUCACGUUGCUCUGAUAGCCUCCAGCUCAUCUGUGUUAGCUCUGCUGUCUCUCAUCUUCCAUUUGACAAUAGUGCAUAGAUUCUUUACAGCGGGAGUCAUGAAUUAUUAUUCUACCAGGUCCAGUUCAAGAACAUUUGCUUAAACAUGCAGUCUGUAAAAUUCUGCCAACAGAGGGCGCUCAACCCAAACAUUAACAUAGUAUAACCAGUACAGACCAUCACUGUCCAGCUCCACCAAUCUGCUUACUUCUUCUUUUGAACUGAGGACUCUGUUUCAUAAAAACAGGACUUCAUGAGGUGCAUUUACUAAAUAGAAACUAACUUUUUGUUUUCGUUGUUAAAUUUCUUCUAAUGACAGAGAAAUGCACUUUAAAGUGCGCUACAGCAUUAAUGCAGAAGUUGGUUUUCUAGUUGGUAAAUUCACCUUAUGAGGUGUAUUUUGUUGAGCAGAGUCUUUAAUAGUCGUGGCUGCAGAGGUAGGCGGCACUGGGUAGUGCGGGUCACACCUUGCUGUACAUGCCCAGUGUGGGGGCACUCUGUUUUAGUGAGGUGAGUUUGGUUUGGAUGAAAUCUUAUAACAAGACAUGUCCUGUCACAGUUCUAGGAAAUAUUAGAGAUACUGCAAAAACCAGUUAAAAAAUUAUAUAACAUUAGAAUGGUAAUUCUUAAAACUAAUAUAGAUAUUUCAGUCCAUAAAUUCUGCAUAUUGUACAUUUAAGUGAAGGUUUGGAAUAUCAUGUCAUCUAAACCAGUGGUUCUCAACUGGACUAGCCUUGGGACCCACCGCAGGUUCCAUAAUGCCACAUUUGUGACCCAAAUUUCUGAUAUAUUUUUUCAAUUAAUUAAUUAACUCUUCAGACCCCAGAUAGAAAUGGGACAGAACAGAGAUUCAAGAUAAUAUGACAUAAAAAUCAUAUGAAGAACAAAAUUCCCAGCAAAGGCAAAGUAUCAAAGAAGAUUUCUGAAAGUUACUGAGGAAAAAAAUUCCAGAUAAAAUCCAGAGCACUUGGGCCCGUCCUUAAAUAACACUGAAUAACAAACAAUGUUAGAAUGAACUGGAGUGUAUUCUAAAAAUGAAAUGACACUAAUAGAACAAUACAAACAAAAUAUUAAAUUAUUUUAUUGUGAAAGGAAAAAUAAGUUUUGUUUUAUAAAGAAAAUAUUUUCAGAUAGCUUUCUGGAAUUAAAAAAAUCUUAAUUUUAGAAAAAUAGAAGGUGGUGUGCUGGUUUACCUAGAGCUGGUGUGUUGGGUUUUUUAGUUAUUCAUUUUCAUAAACAAUCUUUAAUUUAAAAUCCCAGGAAAUAACAAAUUUCUUUCCACAGUUACACUUUCUCUUUUGUGAUGGAAAAUAAUCUAAACUUGUUCUGUGAACAUUUUAAAUUUAACUUAACUGUAUCAGAAAACCUCUGUGCCAGUGAAGAGGGAGUGUUGGUCAGCGAUUUAUCGUGUCCUUCUUCAUAAGAAGCUUAAACCCCUUAAAGGCUGUUCAAAUAAUAGCGAGAAAAUUCUCAUUUGUUGUAACUGAAAUAUUUAUUUAACCUUCUACCCAAAUCCAAAAAAAGAAAAAAAGCCAUGAAAUUACAUAAAUGUAUUUUUGUAUCACAUUUGAUACAUCAUUUAACUGCCUGUAUUAAAAAGAUAUUAAAGUAAUUUAUUGAUCAUUUUGAUUAGAUAGAGGUCCCAUAAAAGUGUUUAUCAAAUAUGAUACAGGCAUGUAGGGGUUAAAUCUGUUAGUCAGAGUGGUUGCUCAAAGCUCAAAUGUAAAAUAUAACUGUGUUAAUAAUCCUAAAUGCAUUUAAACAUACAAAGUAUGUUGAUUUAAACCACCUUUAUGAAGAACAAAUGUAUAACAGCCAAUCCAUUCUCAAUUUAAAAUCUUUUUUUCUGAUUUAAAAGUAAGUCCUAUUAAAAGGUUUCUGGCUUCAUUGUGGGCAGGUGUGAAGUCCUGCUGGGAAAGGAAACCAGCGCCUGUAGAGCUGAAUACAGAGAGCUUAAAACCCUCUGAUAGACGGGUAGAGAGACAGCAGAGCCAACAACACAAACGAGCUGACGGCAGCACUGAUGCAGUCAUUUAUGCAUAAUAAAUCCUUUGUGGUUGUUUUUAUGUGAUAGUCUGAUAUUUUGCGAUCCUGGAGUUUUUCUUUUUAUGAGCUGUAGGCAAAAAUUAACAAGAAUUAAACAAAUAAGGCUUGAAAUAUGUGACUUCAUGUGUAAUCAAUGUAGAAUACAUGAAAGUUGACUUUCAAAUGAACUUUUCUAUGACAUUCUAAUUUUCUGGAUUCACCUGUAGUCGUCACACCAUCAACAUCCAGUUGGUUUGAUCUGAUUUGACCUCUGUUGACGUCCCGUCGUCCCGCCUGCUCCCACAUGUCACCCAAAGCUCUCUGCACAUGUGGGCGCAGCGUGCGGACUUGUGUAUGGAGUUUGUAUAUACAGUACAUGGAAAAGUCAAAGUUUAUUUUUAAAACUUGUACAUUUUUUUGAGCUGUUUGAAAACAUAGACAGCGGCCUCAGUGACGUUUUAUCGAACUCACGUGAUAAAAAAAAAAAAGCUCACAACUCGCAGCUCGAUCGAGGCUGGCCAAGAGAGGAACAAAAGAAAGAAAGAAGGAAGGAAGGGGAACUUCUCUAAGGGCAUUGGCAAUAAGCUAUCCGUGUGUUGCAGCUAUCUGUAUAAAAAUGUGUUCUUUUUUGAAAUUCCUUUUAACGGCCAUAUUGGACUGAAAAGAAAAAAAGGAAAAGCUAUGUUUGAAUAUUUUUUGUCUUUGGUUGUUGUCUGAGUUUUCUUUUAAACCCGUUGUAAAUACUGAUGUAAAUAUGGUGCUCUUUCUCUAGAACAGCCGAGUGAACCCUUUGGUGCAUAGCUGUACAGUAAUAGCCUUAUAAUAAUAAUAAUAGUAAUACUGUAUGGGUGUCUGAGCUAAAAAUCAAGCCGUGUGAGAAAAAAACAACGCGGUUUUCUUCAUACUGUCGGGUCUCUUUGACUGUCGUCUUACUCAGCUGUAUCCAGGUGAAUGACGUGCAUGUGUUUCAAUGUUUGACAUUCAGUGACACACAGGAGAGAGAGUCAGCCACAGAAAUGUUACUGGACCAAAAAAACAACAGAAGAAGAAAAAAAGAGGAGAUGGAAGUGAGAAAUAUUCAGUGUAUUAUUCUGUAGUUGAUACCUGUCGUCAGAAGUUACAUAUAGCUAUGGUAAUAUCCAAAAAUAAAACGUGGAAUACUGUC